AUGCAGCGGCGUGGCGAGACCACCAACGGCGACCCCGCCAUUACUCACCGCGAGACACGGAGCUCCGCCCGCAGACGGAAUGUGACUUGGGGCAGACCGACAGGUGUGGGCUCGGCCGCGCCUCAGGCGCCGUGGGUCCCGACUGGUCGCGUAUCACGCUCUGUGGCGGUGGGAGCUCGAGGAGGUGGUGGCGGAAACAGGGGAAGAACAGGCGGGCGGAGGGGAGGAGGCAGGGGGCAAGCGGCGCUGCUCGGGGGAGAAGUGGCAGUUGUGAGAUCUGGCACAUGGCGGGAACGCCACGAUCAACCAGAGGCUGUACCUACAGCUGCGAACGGGACAGUACAAGGGUCUGAAGGGACAGGAGAGGGGAGCGAAUUUAUCCCCAGCCGUUCGCAGUCAGCGGAGGACGAGGAAGCAGAGGGGGAGUCAGAUGUGCAGGGGGGCGCGCGGCACCAGGGAAGAAGACCAAACGCUGACGAUCCACACGUCCCUGUGCCCGAUGCGGCGGGUACGGUGACGGGGCAGCCGAGUGAGAAAUCUCCAGCUGACCUGGCAAAACUUGAUGCCAUUUGGGUGAUGGCGAGCAAAUGGGAUGUGGCGCCACUCCAGCGACACGAUCAACCCUUCCUGGUUCGGCGAUUGCCACCGAAAAUCUUAGAGAGUUACACAUUGUGCCUGCUCGCCCCACUCCUGCGACUCGGGAAACACCCUGACUGUCCAGGUGCUUGGACAAUUCUACAGUAUUUACCGAGAUUGACUCUGCGGCAUGACCCUGAACCUGUUGAAGGCAACAGGUGGCUGACGAUCGAGACUCGCCUGCACCAUUUCAGACUUGGUGACUGGACGGAACUUUACACCAAUGCCUGUGUUAUCCCCGCUACGGGUGAACCAGUAAGACACCAACCCGACAACGCAGGCCCCUGUGCACGAGCUGAAGGACUCAUUAAAAAGGCCAACCUCUCCAAAGCAGUUACGGCGUUACAAAUAACGCCGCUCGCCGAGUCAACACCUGCGACACUCUCCGCCCUCCAAUCGAAACAUCCCGCGGCGGAGAUUGAAAUCCCGAACUGGGUAACCGGUCAAACUGCCUCGUCAAUCAGUGUGACACCUGACGACGUCCGCGAGACCCUUGCGAAGUGCCCAAAUGGGAUUGGAGCGGGGCCCUCAGGCACGUGUUUUGAACAUCUCAGGGACCCAGCACACUGCAACGCAGAGGUGCUACUCCUGCUCACGCAACUCAUCCGCGGCUUACCCAACGGCAAGCAAACGCAGGCGGUUCGUGAUCUGGUCCUCCCGUCCCGCUUGAUCGCCCUAGAGAAGCCUGGUGGCGGAGUCCGUCCGAUCGCCAUCGGUGAAGCCCUACUCAGAUUAGCGGCGAAGGUGGCGCUAAAGGAGCUAGCGCCUGUGAUACGCGAAUUCUUCCUCCCCGUCCAGUACGGAGUGUCUGUACCGGGAGGCGCUGAAUGUAUAAUCCACACGGUCCGCUCACUGCUGCACGAUAAUGACGACCACAUCGCCCUGCAGCUCGACGUAGAGAACGCAUUUAACAGCAUCGAGCGGGCGGCUUUCUUCACCACCCUCUCACGAACGGACCUUCACCAACUGUUGCCGCUGGUCGGAACGCUUUAUGACAGGCACUCGCGUCUCCUAGUAGACCCGCGUUUAGGAACGGACCGCAUCGUCUCUUCCCGUGGGGUCAGACAGGGGGACCCACUCGGCCCACUACUCUUCGCAGCAGCCAUUCAGCCCAUCUUGCAAAGCGCGGAAUCCCUCGUGCCUGAAGCAGCAGUUGUCGCGUACGCUGACGACAUCACAAUCGUUGGACCCAGAGAUGCCGCAUUCCAAGCGUUUGACAUAAUCGUCACGGAGUUAAGGAGAUGCGGGCUGCGAUGCAACAUUGCGAAAUCAGCUGCUUGGGGUCGGUCUUUGGGAGAGGAUGAGAACGAGGAGCUGCCACAUGGUUUGGUGAGGAGUAGGGAGGGAAUCAGAGUGUUAGGGAGUCCUAUUGGGACCACGGAGUACUGCACGCACCAGGUCCGCGCAGAGCUCACCAAAGCCUCUGCUCCAGUGCCUCUCAUCGCCCAACUGCACCCGCAGCAUGCGCUACUACUCCUGUCCCGGAGCAUCUCACGCCGCAUCUCUUAUCUGCUCCGCACAACGCCAAGUGACGCUCUACAAAGGGACGAAUGGAGGCAAUGGAGUGAAUCACUGGUGGGAGCUUCACUAGCAGCGGCCAAGCUGAGAAUCCCCACCUCGGAGUUGGACCGAAGCCUCCUCUGGCGACAGGCCACUCUACAUGUGCGACUGGGCGGCCUGAGCAUUGUUGACCCCAUCUCGGAAUCACCAGCAGCGUAUAUCGCCUCGGUUACAGCGGCACGGCAGCUGCUUUCACAGAUGCACCUAUCCGAGGUGCACCUUCUCAGCCGCGCAGCAAUGCUUUUGUCACAUGAUUGGUCACCCGAUCCACCAAGGGUGAACCGGGUGGCGGCACUAGAGUCUGCACUCCCGGUAGAGGCACAAGCAGCCAUGCAUGCCUACAGAACGGGGCCGGCGGGACAAGGGAACCUGCAGGUAGCCUUGUCCAGGCACAUCAACACCAGGAGGGCAGCAGAGCUCCUCGCUGACACGAUGGUAGAUAAACCGGGAGCAGAGUGUGGGCACGGGGUGCGGCUUGUUAGCCUGAGAGGGGUGGGGGCGGGGGACUGGUUGCAGGCGGUGUCGAAGAGAGCUGACCUUACAUUAUCCCCUGGUCAGUUCUCGAUGGCCCUAGGAUUCCGCCUUGGCCUGUCCCUACCCGUCACAGUGACAUGCCUUUGCAAAAAGGACGGCUCCAGCAUCUCAGACACUAGCCUAGCUAAUCACCUGCUGCGCUGCGGGGUUGGAGGGGAUGUGGUGUGGACUCACAACAGCUUGGUGUAUGCCGCGGUCAGAAUGGCUAGGGAGGCGGGCUUCAACACGUUUCACGAGACCUCGGUCUUCUCCCCGCCCGUCAUGCGCAAACGUGCCGACCUAGCCUUUCAGGAUAGGGAAUCGGCCGAGACCUGGGUCACGGACGUCACAGUUACCGAUCCUGUACUUCAGAAACGGGACCCCAGGGCCAUCUCGUUCCUAAACAAGUCAAACAUGGCCACGGAGGCGGCGUACCCCCAAGCACCAGUUGAUCCCUGGGAACCUAGCCUGGGGGAUCUCUACCAGGUGCUCGAGGACGACCUCGGUGGUGCUUAG
Molecule: messenger RNA, 3225 nt
Organism: Closterium sp. Yama58-4
Lineage: Eukaryota; Viridiplantae; Streptophyta; Zygnematophyceae; Desmidiales; Closteriaceae
Source: the annotation of a GenBank genome assembly